AGUUUUGGCAUAGCUGAAUGCUGAAGGAGAGACAUAUACUUCGCUGCAUUUACUUUGGGCCCAGCUGGAAGGAUGUUGCGUGCCUCUCUGUUUCUGCUCUUCUUUCUUCAUGCAGCUUUUGGCCUAAAAAUCUGCUCUUUUAAUGUGAGGUCAUUUGGAGAAGCUAAGAGAACAAGACCAGAAAUUUUGGACAUCAUUGUAGAGAUCAUGUCUCGCUGUGAUGUCAUGCUGCUAAUGGAAAUAAAGGACAACAGCAACAGAAUGUGCCCCUUCCUGUUAGAAAAACUGAAUAGCCAUUCACGGGAAAAAUACAGUUAUGUGGCCAGCGAAAGAUUAGGAAGAAAGAGCUAUAAGGAACAAUAUGCUUUUUUCUAUAAACCAAAACUUGUAUCUGUGAAGCAAACUUACCAGUAUCCUGAUCUACAGCCUGGUGAUGAAGAUGCUCUUUCCAGGGAACCUUUUGUUGUCUGGUUCUAUUCUCCAAAAACUGUGGCCAAGGAAUUUGUGAUAAUUCCUCUGCAUACAACACCAGAAAUGGCUGUGCGGGAAAUUGAUGAACUUUAUGAUGUGUACUUAAAUGUAAGACAGCGCUGGACAUCUGAGAAUUUCAUUUUCAUGGGAGAUUUCAAUGCUGGCUGUGGCUACGUUGCACGGAAACGCUGGAAGAACAUCAGGCUAAGGAAUCAGACGGAAUUUGUUUGGCUUAUUGAUGACAAAACUGAUACAACUGUGAAAGCAAGCACCCAUUGUCCCUAUGACAGGAUUGUGCUCCGUGGAGAUAAGCUCAUAAAUGCCAUCGUGCCAAACUCGGCACGUAUCUUCAAUUUCCAGAGUGCCUUUUCAAUGACUGAAGCACAGGCUUUAGCAGUGAGUGAUCACUUUCCAGUAGAAGUCCAGCUGAGAACUGCCAGGCGCUCUUCAACAAGGGCAAGACGUUACAGGCACCUAGUUGUGUAACGCAUCCAGUGAUAUGUCGUUGUACCAAAAAAAACCCCCACAAAACCCCCCACAAUUUCUUAAAAGGUACAUGCACACAAAAAUGGCUGCUUUCACACUGACCUUUUCUUCUUCCACUAUGAUGUAUUUCACAAGAUGAAAUAAAAUAAAAGCUAAAAUUAACUGUGCAGUGAGCUGAAGAUAAACUCAAUGACUGAGUCUAAGAGCCUUGACAGCGCCUGCAGCAUUUGCUCAGAAUUGUUUUGGGACUUUGUGGUUCUCUCGGUUUUACCCUCUCCAAUCAAGACUAGUUUGAUGUCAAGAACUCAGAACAAAGCUACCAAAUACACUUGGCCACUAUUUUUGUCCAAAUCUUGUCAACACAAGCAGCUACACAUAACUCCUUUGAAAUCAGAGAGAGGCUGAGUCUCCAAACGUCACCAAGGCAAAAUAUAGAAUAUGGAAACAGUGAUCAUCACUCCAAUUUUAUCUAAGAUUAGGGUCAAUCGUUAUUACGAGUGAUUAGGAAAUGUGUGUGGAAUGCUUUACUUUUUCCUUUAUGGCAAUUCAUAUUGAUAGUCUUGGAGCAAAAGGGAAAUAAACAAGAAAUACUGUAA
Molecule: messenger RNA, 1553 nt
Organism: Pogona vitticeps (central bearded dragon)
Lineage: Eukaryota; Metazoa; Chordata; Lepidosauria; Squamata; Agamidae
Gene: DNASE1L3
Product: deoxyribonuclease 1L3
Biological process (GO): programmed cell death involved in cell development; apoptotic DNA fragmentation
Cellular component (GO): nucleus
Molecular function (GO): deoxyribonuclease I activity; DNA binding
Source: RefSeq, a predicted model, not a curated record